AUGUCAUGGUCAAACCGCACUCUAACCACUGACCAGCAGUGCUCCGACUGCUGGCUCGGUGGCCUUGCCUUGGAACUGGCUAGUCCCUUUGGCUACGAUGACGUCCUUGCAAGCAACUAUGCAUCCUUGACCUCCAGCUGUAACGCCACCGCGUACACAUACACCACUCCCACACAGUACGCAAUCAAUGCGACUGCAACAACCAUCCCAACAAGUGUGACAGCAACCCUUGCGCCGACUUGCACUGGUUCCUAUGCAGUUGGAGCUGAUGAUGACUGUAACUCAGUGGCACUAGCCUGGAAUGUGUCCACGUACAGUCUGCUCUAUAUGAACAACCUGGAUCUCUACUGCCAGAACUGGGCCAGCGUUUUGAAUUCAACCCUGUGUAUCCCACCACAGUGUGAAACCUACAUUUGGCAAAUGCAAGACUCCUGUGACAGCGUUGUCAGUGGGCUUGCCAACGUAACUGUUCCGCAAUUCCUUGCAUGGAACCCGAACUUCAAUUCCCUCUGUCAGAACGCAGUGAACUACAUUGGCUAUGUUGUUUGCAUAGGGUAUGGGACCGUUCCUUCCUUCUCCAGACCUCUCUUGGAAGCCAAACGUGCUGAUGUCAUAUGUAGCCCACCUGGAGGGUAUCUCAACCACACCAUAGACACGCCCGGUAAUUCUACGUCCCCUGACCCAAGCAUUAUCACUACUGCAGCCCCAGUCCCCACAAAUGCACUCAAUGGAUCUACCGCAGAGUGUGGAAAGUGGUACACUGUAAGUUCAUUGCGCCAACAUUAUAGCAUACCUAUCCAAUAG
Messenger RNA from Aspergillus terreus NIH2624, 804 nucleotides. RefSeq lists its product as uncharacterized. NCBI's taxonomy places the organism in Eukaryota, Fungi, Ascomycota, Eurotiomycetes, Eurotiales, Aspergillaceae. The record is from RefSeq and is a predicted model, not a curated record. The coding region runs from base 1 to 804 and encodes 267 amino acids. The transcript has a single exon.